GUGCCCGACGGAGUGCAAGCGGUAGUGACGCCGUCGACGCGCAACGGCCACCGCGUCUUCAGCUACACUCUGGAGAGCCACACGGCGGCCGCCUUCGCCAUCAUGAACGAGCUGCGGCUGGACGGCCAGCUGUGCGACGUGACGCUUCGCGUGUGUUACAACGACCUGGAGGCCGUGGACUUCGUGGCACACAAGGUGGUGCUGGCAUCGUCCUCUCCGGUCUUCAGAGCCAUGUUCACCAACGGCCUGAAGGAGUGUGGGAUGGAGGUGGUGCCCAUCGAGGGGAUACACCCCCGGGUGAUGGGCAGGUUGAUAGAGUUUGCCUACACGGCCAGCAUCUCUGUGGGGGAGAAGUGUGUGAUCCACGUCAUGAGCGCCGUCAUGUACCAGAUCGACAGCGUGGUCAAGGCCUGCUGCGACUUCCUGGUUACGCAGCUGGACCCUAGCAACGCCAUCGGCAUAGCCAGCUUCGCCGAGCAGAUCAGCUGCACGGAGCUCCAUCAGAAAGCUCGGGAAUAUAUCUACAUGAACUUCAGCCAGGUGGCGACCCAGGAGGAGUUCUUCAACCUCUCCCAAUGCCAGCUGGUCACUCUCAUCAGCCGCGACGAACUCAACGUGCGCUGUGAGUCGGUGGUCUUUCAGGCUUGUGUGGCGUGGGUCCGGUACGACCGGGAGAACCGGCGGCCCUACGUCCAAGCCCUGCUCCAGGCCGUGCGGUGCCACUCCCUCACCCCACACUUCCUCCAAGCCCAGCUGCAGUCUCUGGAGUGGGACGACCAGUGUAAAGACUACCUGGCYCAGAUCUUCCAGGACCUCACCCUCCACAAGCCCACCAAGGUGAUCUCGUGCCGCACGCCCAAAGUGCCCCAGCUCAUCUACACAGCAGGGGGAUACUUCCGUCAGUCCCUGUCCUAUCUGGAAGCCUACAACCCCUGUACUGGGGCCUGGCUGAGGCUAGCUGACCUUCAGGUCCCCCGGAGUGGCCUGGCUGCCGUGGUCAUCUCUGGGCUGUUCUACGCUGUCGGAGGAAGGAACAACGCUCCUGACGGGAAUAUGGACUCAAACACGUUGGAUUGUUAUAAUCCCAUGAACAACUGCUGGUUGCCUUGUGCUCCCAUGAGUGUACCCAGGAACAGGAUAGGAGUGGGGGUGAUUGACGGGAUGAUCUAYGCUGUCGGAGGGUCGCAUGGAUGUAUUCAUCAUAACAGCGUGGAGAGGUAUGACACCCAGACAGGGAACCAGUGGCACCUGGGCCCCAUGUUGACGCGGCGUAUCGGGGUGGGCGUGGCGGGUCAUCAACCGGCUUGCUGUAACGCGGUGGGCGGGUUCGACGGCACACACCUCGCCUCCUCAGAGUGUUAUAACCCAGAGAGGGAUGAGGGAAGAGCAUGGCUGCCAAUGAACACUGUGCGCUCUGGGGGAGAACCCGAGACGGACGCGUGGUCGGAGGUGACCCGCAUGAUGUCGGGCCGCAGUGGCGUGGGCGUGGCCGUUACCAUGGAGCCCUGCCAAAAGGACCUGGCCCAGUGUCUGAAGCAUGAGAGGACGGAGGUCACUGGCGGUUGUGAGGGUGUUAGUUUGGGGUGUUCAGGGACAGGAGGGGACUCUGGRUCGUACCAUAACUCCAGACACGGUGCCUUCGGCAAGGGGACUUGAGUCGUACACUCUCCACCAUCCCUGGCUCAGUCCUCUUCAGUCCUCAGUCUUCCAUGGAAAGGCGCCCCCGCCUUGAAUAGAAGACAGAAACACAGGUCUUCUGAAAAACACAAGAUCUCAGAGGCCCUCCCUAGCCAUGUUGGUUUCACACAACUUCAGUCAUAUGUGACAAGUUGUUUAAUGAUAAAUUGUAUAUAGUUUAUGAUCUAGCACGUUGAUUCACUCACUGUUCCCGCGAUAACAAUGCAGAUGGGCAAAGUCAUAGAAAUAGGAGUUCUAGAUUGUUUAAUCUGUUCAAAUCUACUUCUAUGUGCUCCAUCCCAUACCACCACAGUAGCACUAUAGCUCYCUCUUGGACCAAUGUUUCCCUGGUCUACACCAAGAGGAGAAAGGGCUGUACAAUGUAUUUGAAAGGCUACYAACUAACCUCUGUCUACUAAAUUAGUAGUCACUUUUUUUCUAUUUCAAGACCAGCCUGUGCAGAUAAACCAAAUAUUUUUGGGAGGGGAAGAAAUAUACAACAUUGCAUACCUUCAAACAACAAGAAAGUGUAAGACAAAGUACCUUUUGCUGAGAAUUUUCCUGAACAGCAGUAAAUGCAAACUUGUARUGCAUUCAAGGUUUAAAAAGGCUUCUAAAGUUUGAAUUUUCCACUUAAAAAUKUUAGAUUUGAUUUUGCCUAAUGAAAAAUGGAUCAACCCUACACAAAAAAUGUCCCUUAUUAAUUAUAAUCCACAUAAUUCACAUUUUCUGUUGCUGCAGGAUUAUUUUCCUACUGUAGCAAACUGGCUCAAAUGAAAGAUCUUACAUCUGUAGUACUUUUGGCAAAGUCUGUAGACAAAUGGGGAAUUUUAGGGUUUUCCUAAUAUAAGUGCCAUUACUAUGCCUGCUGGCAUGAUUACCACCAUCAGUAUACAGACCACUCUCUGGUGGCAAGAAAGCACGUUGGUGCUCGGGCUGAGGGUUGGAGACUUAGCCUACAGUGGUCGAAGUAGGCCUAGAGAGCCCCAAGACUGAGUCUAGAUACUAUCGGCUCAAUAGCGUCGCAAACCAAUCAUAAAGAAUAUGUGGGACGGGAAUGUACUGAAAAGUGUUUAGAGUAGGGAACUCACAAGGACCGCCCAUAAGGACAAAGAAGUGUCAAUUCAUUUUAAACCAUUACACACAAAUAUAUCUCCAAUCUCCCCCCUGCGAUUGCUUUUGGGUUUUAACACUCGUACGCACAUCUGGCCAAACCACGGGUCAAGUGACCAUUGUUGUGCAUUAAGUCACAUUGAUAAUGUCACUAAAUGGGAAGAAGAGAAGAAAAGGGCGGAGUCCCAAAUGGCACCCUAUUCCUAUACGUGCCACUACGUUUGACCAGAGCCCUAUGGGCCCUUAUCAAGAGUAGUGCACCAAAUAUUUCCCGAUGACUCGCACUGAAUUGAAUUCCGCUGCUCUCUCGAUGGAGAAGGAAUGUCAGUGGCGCGGAGCCUGCCAAAACUAAUUUGGGAAUAGAGUGCUAUUUAGUACAGGCUACUUAAAGAAAUGUAUUUGUAACAGCGGUUUAAUUAAACUACAAAGGUUUUGUAAGUGAUGUUUUGUACAUUGAUAUUAUAUUCCAAUAGAGUCUUGUACAGAAGAAUUUAAGAGCUGAAGUUUUUUAUUUAUUAAUUUUGUCCUUUUUUUCUUGUUUGCUUUGACUGACUACAACGACUUGUAUUAAAAUUGACUCUGAUAUUGUUUUCCUGCUAAUGAGAAGCAUGCAUUGUAUUUAGCAUGCCUGUUGAAUGCCUACAUUUGUAAAGAAAGGUUGCCUCUUUUGAAAGGACUUUUUCCCGCUUCUUAGUAGUUAAAGAAAUAUAAUAGAAUAUUUAAAGAAAUGCUUUGUACAUUUUUCAGCAAACAAACACUGUACAAACACAUUGUAUAUUAAAAUAUGUUUAUUUUAACAGUGGCA
Molecule: messenger RNA, 3595 nt
Organism: Salvelinus sp. IW2-2015
Lineage: Eukaryota; Metazoa; Chordata; Actinopteri; Salmoniformes; Salmonidae
Gene: keap1b
Product: kelch-like ECH-associated protein 1b
Molecular function (GO): protein binding
Source: RefSeq, a predicted model, not a curated record